AUGCCCGACGUGGAUCUCAACCAAAAAGUAUGGGGAGUCAAAGCGAAGACCCACUUCUUGAUAUUCGCUGCCAUUCACGUCUUGGGCGGCUGUAUCUGUCUUAUAGUGUUUAUUGAUUACAUGUCAAUGCCAUCCAAUGCCCCCGACAAAGCAAAGGGCCUACUCCAUAUUUAUUUGUAUCCACUCCUUGGGGCGUGUUUCCAAGCGUGCGUCGGAGCGGCUUUACUCACCUGUCUACCCUACAAAUUGUUCUAUAUAAUCGUCAUGAUUUUUUUGUGCAUAAUUGGUGUGUUUAAUUUCUUCUCGAGUGCCAUUCACUUGGUACUUGGCGUGCCCAAUUUUUUAUUUGAUGAAAAGACAGCAAAACUUACGAAAAAAUACUAUAAAUGCGGAAAUGUCGGAAUACAUUUGUCUGGUCUUGCUGCAUCCUUUGUAUUCAUUUACUUGGCAAUUGUUCUCUACAAACUAGGAUUUGCCAAGCCCCCACCUCCUCCACCACCACCACGUGUUAUUGUCCGGAGACAUGACGAAGUCGACGACGAGGAGAGUGAUAGAGAGGAGGAACGACCGAAAAGUGGUGGCCGCAGGCCAAGGACCCCGCAAAAAUCAGGGAAAAGGGAGCAAUCUGGAACAGCUGAGAGAUCCGAGGCAUCGGGGACCGGACGUCUUGAUAAGACAGGGAGAUCCGGGGAGAAAUCUGGAAAACCUGGACCAGGGAAGACGACGGAGGAAGAAAUAUUGGCAAUAACCUUCCAUGACCUCUCUCUGCACGACACCCCGGUCGCCCAUCGGGUCACCCUGCCAACUAACUCCGCCCCUUUUCUUGCCACAUCUACACAUCCGUUGCAGUUAGUUCCACUCUACACCACGGAGAAAACAGCAUUAAAAAUGUCUCAAUCCGUCGAUCUCAACUACAAAGUAUUUGGAUUCAAAGCGAGGAGCCACAUUAUUGCAUACUUCAUUUUGGAGUUUGCUACUGCUGCUCUCCUUUUCGCGGCAGUUAUUGAUUAUUUGAAUCUUCCAUCCAAACCACCUCCGGGAGUGAAGAAAAUGGUGUUAGAUGAAUUGUUUCCGUUACCGCUUAAUAUUGCUGUACUUGGUUGCUUUGUGAGUAUUAUGUUCUGUUGCUCGAAUCGAAUUGCCUACGGAAUCAUCGGAGUUUUGAUUUUACUUGUCGGUAUUCUUCGUUUGAUGAUUUCAAUUUUGGGUUUAGUCGGCUAUGCGAUACUUGGAGGGAGCACCAAAGGAUAUGCGGGUAAUUUCAGAAAAUAUUACAAACUUACGUAUCUUGUCCAUUGGUUUAAUAUGUUUGCGGAGGCUAUCAUCAGAAUUUACAUUGGCGUCGUGUUGUUCAACCUGAGUUUCCUCUAUCCAGUCGAUCCAGUUAUCGUUUAUGUUGAGAAGAAGCCAAAUUCGAGAGUUGAGAGAAGCUUGGAGGAGAGUAAACAGAAGACGGAUAGUGGUCCAGGAAACUCGGGGAAGACCGGAGGGGAGUCGGGUGGUGAAGAGGAGUGA
This is a messenger RNA of Caenorhabditis remanei, 1515 nucleotides long. RefSeq lists its product as uncharacterized. The coding region runs from base 1 to 1515 and encodes 504 amino acids. The transcript has 13 exons. The record is from RefSeq and is a predicted model, not a curated record. NCBI's taxonomy places the organism in Eukaryota, Metazoa, Nematoda, Chromadorea, Rhabditida, Rhabditidae.